This is a messenger RNA of Panicum virgatum (switchgrass), 855 nucleotides long. RefSeq lists its product as uncharacterized. The coding region runs from base 298 to 777 and encodes 159 amino acids. The transcript is spliced from 2 exons. The record is from RefSeq and is a predicted model, not a curated record. NCBI's taxonomy places the organism in Eukaryota, Viridiplantae, Streptophyta, Magnoliopsida, Poales, Poaceae.
GGCAGAACAGGACCCCCUCGAGCACACAUGGGCCAGACAAAUCACCCGAGCCCACCAAACAGAGCGGAGAACAUAAGCAGAAAUCACCCAAGCUCACCCACGCGAGGGAAGAACCUCCGCAGAAAUCGCCCGAGUCCAACCUCCAGGUCAUGUCUGUAGAAACCUCCAGCUCCAAAGACCCCCAUCUACAAUGAGCUGGCCCGAUGCGAGGAAGUAUGGCUUCAGUUGGAGGCUCGGGCUAAGGAAGCAGAGACAUUGGCUGAGCAAGCAGAGGCUCAGGCACAAGAAGCAGAGGUCAUGGGACGAGCAGGAAAGACCAUGCUCGAACAGGCGGAAACUCGUAACAGACAGGUACAAGCUGAGUCCGCACAGCUGAAAUCCUUGAUUCAGACGGAGAAGAUGGAGAAAGAAGCCAAGCAGAAGGCCAAUACUGUGCUCGAGCAAAAGAAAAAAGCACUCGAGCAUCAAGUCAGACAACUGAAGAAGACCAACACUGAUCUGCAGCACCAGCUGGUCGAUAAAGAGAACGAACGGUCUGAAGCUGUUGACUUGUUCAACGAAUCAGCUGUCGGAGUGUUACAAUCCUGGACGCCUACCAUGGACGUUACAAAUCUAAACCGAGGGGAUAAUUCUGGUUCCAACCCCGAAGACAUCGCCGCAACGGUUCGUCCUCUGAUCGAACCAUUUGUUGUUCAACUCAAGCUGCACCCAGCAGACGAUUCUGAUGAAUCACAAAUGUUAACUUCCCGAUCAGAGUGUGCUGUAAACAUGUAUUAACGUUCGUAUGACUGCUGUAAACAUUUAAAUCAUGAACGUUACAUGAAAUUUGCGAGACAACGAUCAGGUCUUUUUUCA